CUCAAUCAUUUCCUCUUGGACAGAAGUCUGCUGAAUGAGUUCUAUCUUUCUGAAUAUAAAUAUCUAUUGGUCAAACACCAACUUUGAACCAAACAGUCUGGCUUUAUUAGGAGAUUUUGACUGUGUUUUAUGAGCAACUUAGAUCUUUGAAAUGUCAGGACAAAUGACAACAUAUCUUUAGACCAUGAGGAAACAAAAAAGAAUCAUAUUAAAAAUAAAUAAAUAAAUAAAAAUACAUUGGCAGCCAAUUUGUCGUUUUACAUUUUAAGUAAUACGACAGAGAACGUUUGAAAUGUUUAAUUCAAAUAGUUCUCACCAUAAAAGAUUUACGUUAUUUCGACACAUCACAACAGAAUACGGCAGAUGUUUACGACAGACCCUCGGGGUAAACAAACCCUGCUGGAUUACUUUUACGGCACGCUCGGAGAAUUAUUAAAACAAAUAGAGCAAUUCGAUAUAAGAUGGAAUUGUCAUACCAGUCGAUUAAAGUGUCUCAUCAAGCCAGAGAAGCGGACGAGCAGAGGUCAGACAUGCGAAGAAAAAGUCUCCUGAUCCUCAUCUAUCACCAUCUACUAGGGCAGGGGUAUGUGGCUGCAGCCUUGGCCUUGGAUCAGGAGAUGAAUGAGGGUGUGAGAAGGUUCGAGGUCUGUGAUAAUAUUGAUCUAGAGAUGGUGCUGAUGGAAUAUGAGAGUUACCACUACAUCAAGUUCCAGAAGUAUCCCAAACUUAUCAGGAGGACAGCAGAGGCAGGUGACGGCAGAUGUGGGAAAAGCGCUGGCGUAAAAAGGAGUGUUUGCUCAGUUGUGAAGCCUCUUCCCAAAAUCAACCAAAAUCAAAGGACGAUUGUAGGAAGUGAAGUCAAAAAGGAAAACAUGUCGGCUGUUUCUGCUGAUUCAUCUGACUUUGGCCUCAACGUUUCGUCCAUCAAGAACGGCGCAGCUGGAGAUGCAACAAUCAACAGAAAGAUACGUGACAGACGAGGAAGCAGCAGCGACUUUGAACACAUGGAGCGUCUCUUGAAGCCUCUUAGUGGAUUUCCAGGGCUGAGUGGGGACAUGAAGGAAUUGGCUGCCAUUAUCAGCAGGGACAUCUAUUUGCACAGCCCCAAUGUGCGCUGGGAGGACAUCAUCGGCCUGGAGGAUGCAAAGCGAUUAGUCAAGGAGGCCAUCGUCUAUCCCAUUAAGUAUCCACAGCUUUUCACGGGGAUCCUGUCUCCAUGGAAGGGUUUGCUUCUCUAUGGCCCACCGGGUACGGGCAAGACCAUGCUAGCCAAGGCAGUAGCAACAGAAUGUAAGACGACCUUCUUUAACAUCUCAGCCUCAAGUAUCGUCAGCAAGUGGAGAGGAGACUCAGAGAAGCUCGUGCGGGUGCUGUUUGAGCUGGCCAGGUAUCAUGCUCCAUCCACCAUCUUUCUGGAUGAGCUGGAGUCGGUCAUGGCUCAGAGAGGGACCACUGCAGGAGGUGAGCAUGAGGGAAGUCGCAGGAUGAAGACGGAGCUGCUGGUUCAAAUGGAUGGACUUGCCAAAUCAGACGACCUAGUGUUUGUACUAGCAGCCUCCAAUUUGCCGUGGGAGUUGGACCAUGCAAUGCUUCGACGAUUAGAGAAGAGAAUCCUGGUUGGUCUCCCCUCUUGGCCUGCACGCCAAGCCAUGAUUGCUCAUUGGCUUCCACCUCUAAACCCCAGAGGACAUCUGAAGCUGCGGACCGAGCUCGACUAUGAAAUGCUAGCUAAGGAAAUGGAGGGUUACUCGGGGUCAGACAUCCGACUUGUAUGUAAAGAAGCUGCCAUGAGACCUGUACGCAAGAUCUUCUGUGCCCUGGAGUCACAUGACCAUGCAAUGACUCACAUGCCAGCCAUCCAUUUAGAGACUGUGACCUCUGUAGACUUUUUGGAAGUCAUCACACACACCAAACCAUCUGCACGAAACCUGAUGGACAGGUACGUGGCCUGGGAGAAAGAAUACGAGUCAGUCUAACAUGGACAACUUGUCUAAAGCGAAUACCUUGUGCAAAGUGUUUUCAUGGUGACGAGUUGAAGAAAGAAGUUUUAUGCACAUUUGUAGGUUCUGUCUGAUAGUUUUUCACUGUUGAAUAGAUGAAUAUAAAUUGAAGUACAGAACCUAAACAGUACAUCUACCUAUUCUCAUUGUUGAUGCCAGGGUCUUUGUGUACUUCCAAACAGUAUUAUUUGAGCAAAUAAAUUCACCACAAAAACAAAUAAUACUCCUGUUUUACUAUUCGUUCAAGGCUUAAACACCCAUGGGAAACACUUAAAUGUACAGUGGCAGAUGAUCUGUGUUUGACGUCCUGCUCCCUUCAAGCUCACAAUUUUUCAAGACUCUGGAGUGAACCGUUCAUACGUUGUCAAAGCAGAUUUUUCAGAAUGUGUUCGACAGCAGCAGGAAAGCUGUCACACGUCACGUGAGGAGGAGGGUUGAUUUUGUCUUCAUCUCCUUCUCUGUACUUCCCUAAAAAGAGAUGAAAUACUUGUAUUCACAUGUAAUUCAAAUGAUGUAUUACAAAGCAUUUUUUCCAAUCAUUUUUAUAUUGUUUUUAAAACCGUUCACCUCACCAGUUCUGACUAGGAUGCCCAACAUUCCAGCAUUCUGAGCCCCACCCACAUCAUCUCUUGCAUCCUACAGGGUAACAAAAUACGAUAAAAUAAGCAUUCUUGUUGUUUUUUAUUUAGAAACUCCAGUGAACUCUCCUGUCCCAUCAAAUCAAUGUGAAAUAAGCAAGUAAACAAACAAUGUACACAUUUCAAUAAAUGUACUUUUGUAUAUGCAGUACAUCUUAGGUUAGCAU
Molecule: messenger RNA, 2805 nt
Organism: Synchiropus splendidus (mandarinfish)
Lineage: Eukaryota; Metazoa; Chordata; Actinopteri; Syngnathiformes; Callionymidae
Gene: katnal2
Product: katanin p60 subunit A-like 2
Exons: 16
Coding region: 462-1976 (504 amino acids)
Molecular function (GO): protein binding; ATP binding; ATP hydrolysis activity
Source: RefSeq, a predicted model, not a curated record